AUGGGCUGUGUAACAGCGUGGCAGGUCCUGCUGAUUGUUCAAGUACUUGCCUUCUGUACCGCCAACAGUCCACCAUCUCUAUCUGGCAAAGUAGUGUCCAGGGUGAUUGCCAAACUUGGCAAGAAUACAAAGUUGCAGUGCCCUGCUCAGUCAGACCCUGAGCUGACACAGUGGAAGAAAGAUGGUCAAUCAAUCAAUCCUGGCUGGGAACGAUUCAAGAUGUCACGCGAGGGACAUCUGCGUAUUCAGGAAACAGAGAUGUCGGAUGCUGGCUUGUACACAUGCAUUGCUACAAACGGAUUCGGCAGUAUCAGUAUCAACUAUACAGUUGUUGUCUUAGAUGAAGAAAAUCAGUUGGUGCAGGAAGCAGAUAAGCAGUUCAAACAAACUCCAAAUGAAGAUCUUUCUAAGGAAGGAUCUCCUCCGUACUUUGAAGACAUUGAAAAGAUGAGAGAAUCCAUGAAUUUAGUCAAACCCACUGGGUCCACUAUUCGUCUUGGCUGUCGGGCAGAUGGGAACCCAGUUCCAGAGAUCUACUGGCUAAAAAAUGGGCAUCCCCAUGCUCAAAGUCGUUCACAUUCUACCUUGAAAAUUCAAGACAUAACAGAAGAAGACAGUGGUGCUUAUAUGUGUGUCGCUAGCAAUCGACUCGGAAUGGUCAACUUCACAUACAAUAUCCAAAUUAUAGAUGAGAUUCGACAUAAACCAAGACUAAUUGCACCACAUCCGCUGAAUCAGACAGUAGAAGUGGGAGCCACAGUAUCAUUCCAUUGUUACAUUGAGAGUGUUGUUACACCUGAAGUUCAGUGGCUGAAACGUGUGGACAAACCUGAAGACAUUCCAAACCCAAACAUAACUCUGGUGCAGUACAAGGAGGAGAAGUUUAUGGUGCUAAAGAAUGCAGGAAUCCUGCUGGCCCGUCCAGAAAAUUCCUACCUCAGCAAGCUUGUCAUGCAGAAAGUUCAGGCCAAGGAUUCUGGGAUGUUUGUUUGCUUUGCUACCAACAGGAAAGGAUUUACCACUAGACAUGCAUUCUUAGACAUUCGACCAGGUGGCAGCUUGGGUGGUUCUUCAGGAGGGGACGGCUUAUCAUCUCAUAUGGACGACCAGCUAUCUAGUGACUUUUCGUCCUCCAUUUCUCAAGAUGGCAGUAGUUCAUCUGGAGACUCGUCUGAAGAUUCCAAUUUACCCCUUUUGAUUGGCCUGCCUUCCUGUGCUGUUCUUAUUAUUAUCCUCCUAACUGUGUUUCUCAUGCAGCGCAGCAAUCGUUGUAAACGUUCAGCCACAAAUAACAAAGUGACUCGGCCACCAGUGCCUCCCCAAGAAAGAGAUGCAUUAUCUUACAGUAGCAGUCAACAACAGCAGCAGACCGUGAACCCACUGUUGGCCUCACGUGAAAAACCGCCCAAAACACCAACACCAUCUGUAGAUAUGACCUGUUCAGAGUUUUCAUCAGUGUCCAGAACUCACCCAAAUCCUCAUUAUUAUCACCCUAAUCACAUGAAUUAUGGAUAUUAA
Messenger RNA from Candidula unifasciata, 1518 nucleotides. Lineage: Eukaryota; Metazoa; Mollusca; Gastropoda; Stylommatophora; Geomitridae. The record is from the annotation of a GenBank genome assembly.